UUUACACCCACAUGGUGCAAUUGUUGGAGGCCGCUGGGGGGACCCCCCUCUCCCUGCAUAAGAAGGGGGGGAUAUGGGGUUGCCACCUGCAUCUCCUUUCUUGUCUAAUUGCCUUUCUGUUUUUGGUCCAGGCACCGCCGACCAUGGCUGAGGGAGAUGGCCUCGUUUCAGUGGAUUAUGAGGUCUUUGGGAAAGUCCAGGGAGUGUUUUUCCGCAAACACACACAGGCUCAAGGAAAGCUGUUAGGUGUGGUUGGCUGGGUCAAGAACACUGACUAUGGCAGUGUGCAAGGACAGAUCCAAGGUCCUACUGUUAAAGUGCGACAACUUCAAGAAUGGCUUAAGAAGACAGGAAGUCCCAGAUCUCAGAUUGAUAAAGCUGAAUUCCACAAUGAGAAGAAGAUUGCUCAUUUAGAGCAUAGUGACUUCUGCAUUGUCAAAUAACAAGGCCCAGGUGGAAAAAGCACAAGACUUAUAGAAUCAUAACCUUAUCUAGAAGAAAGUCUUCCCUUUAAUGUACUUUUUCUAUUGCUUGCAUGCAAUUUGUUGAUUUUAAGUGUUAUUUAUUUGUUUAUAUUGUUUUUACAUUGAAUGUUCUCAUCUAUCGGCUGGUUUACUGACUGAUUGCUGAUUUAUUAGCUGCUGUUAAUAAAGAAAUUCCUUAGGUAUAUUAUGCCCAAAAGUGUAUGCAAAAAUCGCAUUAUCAUAAUGUAAGGUUUGAAUUGAAUUAGCAAUGUUGUAUUUUUUUCUUCAGUUAUGUUUUUUGUUAGUUUGUUUUUAGUUACCACACCAUAUAAAAUGUGUUUUCUUGUAGAUGUUUUUUUAACUGUUUGGUUUUCUUAGAAUGGGUUCAGUCUAUAAUCUGUAUAAGAAAGCUAAUUCGUACUACUAUUCUGUCAUGCUCCAGUCAGCUUGACCAAGAAACAAACCAAGCUGAGGCUAUCCAGAGGAAGAGACAGAGUAGUGCUGGAUCUAGACAAUAUUCUGUUCCUACAGUGGUCAACUACUUUAACUAUGGGAAGCCUACAAGCAGAACAUGAGCACA
This is a messenger RNA of Elgaria multicarinata webbii, 1044 nucleotides long. It is a transcript of the gene ACYP1, whose product is annotated as acylphosphatase 1. Gene Ontology annotation, molecular function: acylphosphatase activity. The record is from RefSeq and is a predicted model, not a curated record. NCBI's taxonomy places the organism in Eukaryota, Metazoa, Chordata, Lepidosauria, Squamata, Anguidae. The transcript is spliced from 2 exons. The coding region runs from base 12 to 443 and encodes 143 amino acids.